CCCCUUCCUCCUCUUCCUCUCACCCCACACAGAGAAUGGCACCAUCCGCCGAGCGCGCGAGUAUCGAGAAGAGAUUGGAGGAGGGCGCGAUCGCGCGCGAGAAAGAGAUCAGGGAGGCGGAGGACCCGGAUGCAGAGUUCGGCGGCACGGAGAGGCGUAAGAAGAUAGAGCGCAAGCUGCUUUUGAAGAUCGACCUGCGGAUGUCGAUCUUCAUUGUCAUCUACAUUCUGAACUAUGUCGACCGCAAUAAUGCUGGAGCGGCGCGCCUGAAGGGCUUUGAGGAAGGCUUGAACUUACAUGGCCAGGAGUUCGCGACGCUACUGUCCAUCCUCUAUGUGGGAUACAUCAUCAUGCAGAUACCAUCGAAUAUGUUCUUGAAUUGGAUCGGCAAGCCUUCACUCUACCUCCCCGCCUGCAUGAUCUUGUGGGGGAUGAUCAGCACGCUCACGGGGAUUUGCAACAACUUCGUUGGCGCACUGCUCACGCGGUUCUUCCUUGGCUUCGUCGAAGCCGCAUUCUUCCCUGGCGCACUCUUCGUUGUUUCCAAAUGGUACAAGAAGAAUGAGAUAGGCUUGCGAAUGGCCCUGCUGUACUGUGGCAGCAUCAUCUCCAACGCCUUUGGUGCGCUCAUGGCCUCCGGAAUCCUCUCUGGCAUGGACGGCGCCCUAGGACACGCCGCUUGGAGAUGGCUCUUCUACAUCGAAGGCGCCCUGACCAUGGCCGUCGCCGUCCUCGCCAUCUUCAUCCUUCCGGACUUCCCCUCCACCACGCGCUGGCUCACGCCCGAGGAGCGGGCGCUUGCCCUUCGCCGCAUGGCCGAGGACGUCGGCGUCGGCGACCAGGACGAGACGGAGGCGCACGGGCCGCUGCACGGGCUGUGGCUCGCGAUCGCGGACUGGCGCGUGUGGUAUAUGGCGGUGGGGCUGACGGCGCAGGUCAUCGCGCUGUCGUUCAAUGCGUAUUUUCCGACGCUGACGAGGACGCUGGGGUAUAACGAUACGAUCUCGCUGCUGCUUUGCGCGCCGCCGUUUAUAUUUGCAGCGAUCAUGGCCUUCGUGGUAUCAAGACACUCCGACAAAACCCAAGAACGCACCCUCCACAUCGCCAUCCCCUACCUCUUCGGCAUCAUCGGCUUCAUCAUCGCCAUCGCCACCCAGAACACCGCCGCGCGCUACGUCUCGCUCUUCCUCAUGGCGCAGUCGUACGCCGGCUACGUCUGCGCCCUCGCGUGGAUCCCGAACACGAUCCCGCGCCCGCCGUCGAAAAGGGCGGUCGCGAUAGCAUUGAUUAAUGCGGUGACGCAGCUGGGGAAUAUUUCGGGGUCGUAUAUGUUUCCGAAUGCGUGGGGCCCUUCAUAUACGAACAGCUACGCUAUCUGCAUCUCGAACGCCGGCUUGGGCGUGCUCAUGACCUUCGGCCUGCGGUGGCACCUGCAGCGAGAGAACAAGAGGCUUGAGGCGGAGGAGCGCGAGCGGGGAGACGAGGUCAAGGGCUUCCGCUAUGUUUUAUGAGGGCUUUCACAAGGGCUCCUGCGACCUCUUAUGGCGAUUCCCUGCUGUCUCCCUGCCAUGUUAUAUGCGCGACGCGAGUCCGCGAGGGAAGAUGCGAAUCGAUGUUGUGCUGGAUUUAUGUAUGACAUGUGAGAUACAAUAGUAAUGUGCGUAUUACGACGAUCUAUGGAUGAAUGGUAUAGUGAACUGUACAUGUGCUCUCUGGGUAUGUGGGAUAGCGAUGCGGGUAUGGGUAGUUAGUGUACGAUACAACGAGUUGCGCUAAAUCGCAGGAGUACAAUGUGCUUCAGAAGUCCGUGACGAACGCGCGCCUAUGCGUGAGUCUCUCGCGCUUCAAGGAGGUGCUCUUUCUCAACAUCGCGAAGCCCCUCAGCACUCCACUUGCACCGACCGCACGUACGCGCUAAUCCUGCUCGCCGUCUUCUCCCACUCAAUCGGCCCCCGCGCCC
Molecule: messenger RNA, 1960 nt
Organism: Schizophyllum commune H4-8
Lineage: Eukaryota; Fungi; Basidiomycota; Agaricomycetes; Agaricales; Schizophyllaceae
Product: MFS general substrate transporter
Exons: 12
Coding region: 36-1511 (491 amino acids)
Biological process (GO): transmembrane transport
Cellular component (GO): membrane
Molecular function (GO): transmembrane transporter activity
Source: RefSeq, a predicted model, not a curated record